UAGUUAAAUCUACAAGUCAAUCAUAGAUUAUUGGAUUGGAGUGUUUGUUUGCCAUUAAUAUAAUUCCAGCAACAUUUUAGAGUACAACAUUGAUUUGCUGGAAUUUACACAAACAAACACAAUUAAAGAUGACUAAUGAUAAGGGAGUUGAAUGGAGAAUUAAGGUAGAAGAUGGUCCAUGGAAAAGAGCUGGAAUUUCUUGUAGCAUGUGGACAUUUAUAACAAGUUUUUAUUUCAAGUUAUGCAAAUUUGUGAAGAAAGCUUGGGAUAUAGGUGUUAAUGAUCCAAGAAAAUUUAUCCACUGUGUGAAAGUAGGGUUAGCACUUGCAGUUGUCUCACUUUUCUACUACUUGAAGCCUUUAUAUGAUGGAGUCGGAAAAAAUGCUAUGUGGGCUGUCAUGACCGUGAUCGUAGUUUUUGAGUACACCGCCGGUGCUACAAUAUAUAAAAGUAUAAACAGAAUAUGUGGAACUACUCUUGCUGGACUUCUAGCCUUAGGUGUACAAUGGGUUGCCAGUAGAGCAGGAGCAGAAUGGGAGCCUGUAAUUGUUGGAGCCUCACUCUUUCUGCUAGCUUCUGCGGUGACAUUCUCAAGAUUCAUUCCAACUAUAAAGGCUCGUUUUGAUUAUGGUGCUCUGAUAUUUAUUUUAACUUUCAGCUUGGUUUCAGUAUCUGGUUAUCGGAUCGAUGAAUUGUUUACUUUGGCAAACCAAAGAAUCUCCACUAUUAUAAUUGGAACUUCAUUGUGUAUAAUUGUUAGCACAACUAUUCGUCCUGUUUGGGCUGGUCAAGAACUUUAUGUUUUAGUAACCGGAAAUCUCGACAAGCUCGCUGAUUCUUUAGAAGGUUGUGUGGCUCAAUACUUUGAAGCCCAAACAUCUAGUGAGGACUCUAACAAAAAUCUCAUGGGUUAUAAGUGUGUGUUAAACUCCAAAGCAACCGAAGAAUCACAGGCUAAUUUAGCUAGAUGGGAACCUACCCAUGGACGCUUCAAUUUUUGUCACCCAUGGAAGCAAUAUCUAAAAAUUGGUGCCACAAUGCGUAGAUGUGCUUUUUGCAUUGAUGCUCUUUUUGGAUGCAUAAAUUCAGAAAACAAGACCUCAAAUGACAUCAAGAAGAUUAUGAGCAUAACCUCAAUGAAAGUGGGAAUCAACUCUACAAAUGUCUUAAAAGAGUUGGCAAUUACAAUAAAGAAUAUGAGAAAAUCAAAUAAACUUGAUCUUCUAGUCAUGGAGAUGAAUAAUGCUGCACAAGAGCUUCAAAAUUUAUUAAAAUCUUAUCCAAACACACAAAAUAAUCCAAAAGAAGCAUCCCUUGGUGAAGCAAAAAUUGAAAUCCCAAUUAUGGAAAUUAUUCAAGUGGGCACAAUAGUUUCUUUGCUUAGUGAAAUUGUAACACGUGUGGAAGACAUUGUGAAAGAAGUUGAAGAAUUAUCAAAUUUAGCUAAAUUCAAAGAACCAAAGACUAAGUGUGACAAAUCCAAACAACAUUCAAUGGAUAGCAAGAUCUCUCCAGAACAACAGAAUGAUGAGGAAGUUAUUAUCAAAACACUUCAAAUGGUUUGAAUAAUGAGGAAAAAUAAAUAAAUAAAUAAGCAAUACAUAUAUUUGUGUAUAUAAUCUUUGAUCUAUGACAUAUUGCAUGAUGUUACAUGUAUAAGAGAUCGGUUAUGUUAUAUAUACAAGAAGAAAAAUGGAAGUACCAAUUACAAACCAGUUGUGUUUGUCUAUGUGUAAACAUAAUUACCUCCAAAAAUCAUCAAUAUUGCAUUACUAUUUUUGUUUUAAUUUGGAAAUCAAUUUAAGAUGAUACAUUGAAAAUGUGUUG
Messenger RNA from Trifolium pratense (red clover), 1827 nucleotides. RefSeq names its product aluminum-activated malate transporter 10-like. The coding region runs from base 129 to 1565 and encodes 478 amino acids. Gene Ontology annotation, cellular component: plant-type vacuole membrane. The transcript has 6 exons. The record is from RefSeq and is a predicted model, not a curated record. NCBI's taxonomy places the organism in Eukaryota, Viridiplantae, Streptophyta, Magnoliopsida, Fabales, Fabaceae. Gene Ontology annotation, biological process: malate transport.